AUGAAUUCCGAUUUAGACACAAUCAUUACGCUUUGCCAGGGUUGCAAAAAUGAAAUUGCACUACUAUCACAAACCCGCCGCCGCGUGUUGUACACGGACGACAAAACAAAACCCAUUGAUGAACGGAUCAAAAUUGCCGAAAAUGCUUUUGACCAGCUUGAUGAGAAUUUCCAGAGACGAGAAAAGAUUUAUGAAAAAUGCAUAUUAGUACUUGACAAAUUAAAGUCGAUAACUUCCGAUUUUGAAAAUGAUUUGGAAAAAUUCAACUCUGAAAGAGAAGACACAUAUAUCACUCUUGCCGACACUCUUGUUGAUUUGAAGACCUCUCAAGCUGACGCCAGAAAAGCGCCUUAUUUAGCCAAAGCAAAAGAGAUUGAAGAAGCCAAAGAUAAAGACAUCAAAGAGUAUAUAAAAAUACGAGAGAAGUAUAAAGAUGACUUAAAACUGAAAAGUAAUGGUAUUUCUCAUGAAGAAAAAGAGGCGCUUGAAAAGUUUUCUAAUAGUAAAAUAAAAUCACUUGUUUUUGACUCAGAGAAAGACGACUGGGCACAGGGGUCUUCCGAAUUUGAUGACAAAGUGAUGGGGAAGAAAAACCUCCUCUUUUUAGUGGAAGACAACAAUAACAAUAAAUUUGGUGGGGUGUUCACUGAAAAAGUUGAUAGAACGAACGAAUAUAUUGAAGAUACUGACGCAUUCAUUUUUUCAUUGAUAAGAAAGGGAAAAUUCAAUCCAAAGAAGUUCGAGUUAAAAUCUGAUGAAAGCAAAGAUGCAUUCACUUUGUGUGGAAGUCGUGGAGAUUACUUGUUUGCGUUUGGAGGACAAAAGUGUGACAUAGCUGUUUAUAAAAAAGGCAAAGAUGGAAGUCGAUGUUUUCCAAACUCUUAUACUGAAAGCAAAAACGCGUUUGUUGAUAAUAAUAAAUUUACACCAAAAAGUGUUAAAGUGUUUCAACUCGAAAAUAGUGAAGAUGACUCUGAAUUGGUGGCACGUUAUAUUUUACACAAGUUACUUAGUUGA
Molecule: messenger RNA, 1017 nt
Organism: Entamoeba invadens IP1
Lineage: Eukaryota; Evosea; Mastigamoebida; Endamoebidae
Exons: 1
Coding region: 1-1017 (338 amino acids)
Source: RefSeq, a predicted model, not a curated record